AUGAAUGAUUGGCUUUCGCUGAAGAACAAAAGAAGCUGCAAACCCGGCGACGAGCUGGGUCUUAUAUACCCUGGAAGCAUGCCUCCUUCAUUGCGCGAGUCAUUCUUGAUUGGUCUAAUGCAGCCUGCAUGGGUCGACAAUGGGUGGCACCUGGAGUCAUCAAUCUCUAACGGCCCAUCAAGGCUAGGAGGCACUAAAAUAGAUGGGUUGACGCGGCAUUUCUUAAUCGAACUUGGCUUUGAACGUGGGCCCGAGCCUAUCGCGGAGCGCCCCUUUUUGGCAACUGAUAUUCUUACAGUCGUUGAUCUUCAAGCUUCUUCACGGGAGAUUUCCAUCCCCGUCCCUUGUAUGACGGAAGCAUAUGGAUUAGGUUGGGCCAAUUCGCUGCAGGCACAAACCAGGGGCCCAUGGGCCGCGAUCCGAUUAGUGCAUAGCGAUUCCAAAAUGCCGAUCAAUUCCCGUUACGUUGGUACGGGGCAUGCCAUUCCCCACCCGGCGUCGCCAGGUCCGGCGUUACAGAGCGUACCAGGGAUUGCAUUAGCGGCCACCCUUAAGGAACGGCGUGACGAGUUCUAUGGCCAUAGAAAUGAGGAACGGGGAAACGGAAUGCAGCUUUUUCUUUUCUUCCGAGAGGUGCCUCGAAGCUUGGUUCUAUUCGAGAUCUGCUCCAUAGGCCCCUUUCGCCUUGGACUGAGGCCUAGGCCUUGGCUAAAGAUGGUGACAGGUACCACUCUUAAUCUACGCCAGAUAAUGAAUCCGUUUGACAGACCGCAAGUAUUCCAUGUUGGUCGGAAAUGGCAGCCUCCAAUCAAAACAGCAACUUGCAGUAAUUGCUCAGACGGCUUCCCGAAUGAUUGGUAUAUGGCUAUCGUCCGGCAAGACAAAUCAAUGUUGGUCCUGUUACUUAAGCUCCACCAUAUCAGCAUAACAGCAACAUCAGUAGAAGGAGGUAUUGUAGUUGCCUGGUGGGCUCGGGCUAAUAGCCAGUCCCAGUGGGAAGUGGACCAGAGAGAAGUGGAAGCGAAAUAG
This is a messenger RNA of Aspergillus welwitschiae, 1029 nucleotides long. RefSeq lists its product as uncharacterized. Bases 1 to 1029 code for a protein of 342 amino acids. Lineage: Eukaryota; Fungi; Ascomycota; Eurotiomycetes; Eurotiales; Aspergillaceae. The record is from RefSeq and is a predicted model, not a curated record. The transcript is spliced from 8 exons.